CCCUCGGAAGACCUGGUUGUAUCAGCCAGCCUGGACCAGACUGUACGCGUUUGGGAUAUUUCUGGUCUAAGGAAAAAAAACUUGUCCCCUGGUGCGGUGGAGUCAGAUGUGAGAGGAAUAACUGGGGUCGAUCUGUUUGGAACUACGGAUGCAGUGGUGAAGCAUGUGCUGGAGGGUCAUGAUCGUGGAGUAAACUGGGCUGCUUUCCACCCCACUAUGCCCCUUAUUGUAUCCGGGGCAGAUGACCGUCAAGUGAAGAUCUGGCGCAUGAAUGAAUCAAAGGCAUGGGAGGUUGAUACGUGCCGGGGCCAUUAUAACAACGUAUCUUGUGCUGUCUUCCACCCUCGCCAAGAGUUGAUCCUCAGCAAUUCUGAGGACAAGAGUAUCCGAGUGUGGGAUAUGUCUAAGCGGACUGGAGUUCAGACCUUCCGCAGGGACCAUGAUCGAUUCUGGGUCCUGGCUGCCCACCCGAAUCUCAACCUGUUUGCGGCAGGACACGAUGGUGGCAUGAUUGUGUUUAAACUGGAACGGGAACGGCCAGCCUAUGCUGUUCAUGGUAACAUGCUGCAUUAUGUCAAGGACCGAUUCUUACGUCAGUUGGAUUUCAAUAGCUCCAAAGAUGUUGCUGUUAUGCAGUUACGGAGUGGUUCCAAGUUUCCAGUGUUCAAUAUGUCGUACAAUCCUGCAGAAAAUGCAGUUCUGCUGUGUACAAGAGCCAGCAAUUUAGAGAAUAGCACUUAUGACCUGUACACCAUCCCCAAGGAUGCUGACUCCCAGAAUCCUGAUGCCCCUGAAGGGAAACGAUCUUCAGGCCUGACAGCCGUUUGGGUUGCUCGAAAUCGGUUUGCUGUCCUAGAUCGGAUGCAUUCGCUUCUAAUCAAGAAUCUAAAGAAUGAGAUUACCAAAAAGGUACAGGUGCCCAACUGUGAUGAGAUCUUCUAUGCUGGCACAGGCAACCUCCUGCUUCGAGACGCGGACUCCAUCAUACUCUUUGAUGUACAGCAGAAGCGAACUCUGGCAUCUGUGAAGAUUUCCAAGGUGAAAUAUGUUAUCUGGUCAGCAGACAUGUCCCAUGUAGCACUACUGGCCAAACAUGCCAUUGUGAUCUGUAACCGCAAACUGGAGGCUCUAUGUAACAUUCAUGAGAACAUCCGUGUCAAGAGUGGGGCCUGGGACGAGAGUGGGGUAUUUAUCUAUACCACAAGCAACCACAUCAAAUAUGCCGUCACCACUGGGGACCACGGGAUCAUCCGAACUCUGGAUUUACCCAUCUACGUCACACGGGUGAAGGGCAACAAUGUAUAUUGCCUAGACAGGGAGUGUCGUCCUCGGGUGCUCACCAUUGAUCCCACAGAGUUCAAGUUCAAAUUGGCCCUGAUCAACAGGAAAUAUGAUGAGGUGCUGCACAUGGUGAGGAAUGCCAAACUGGUAGGCCAGUCCAUCAUUAUUGCUCUGGAAGCUGCCAAAGCACUGGAUGAUAAGAACUGCUGGGAAAAGCUGGGAGAAGUGGCCCUACUACAGGGGAACCACCAGAUUGUUGAAAUGUGCUAUCAGCGCACGAAAAACUUUGACAAACUUUCCUUCCUGUACCUUAUUACUGGCAACCUAGAGAAACUUCGCAAAAUGAUGAAGAUUGCUGAGAUUCGAAAGGACAUGAGCGGUCAUUAUCAGAAUGCCCUGUACCUCGGCGACGUGUCAGAGCGAGUGCGGAUUCUGAAGAACUGUGGGCAGAAGUCACUAGCCUAUCUCACAGCAGCUACCCAUGGCUUAGAUGAAGAAGCUGAGAGCCUGAAGGAGACAUUUGAUCCAGAGAAGGAGACAAUCCCAGACAUUGACCCUAAUGCUAAGCUGCUUCAGCCACCUGCACCUAUCAUGCCACUGGAUACCAAUUGGCCCCUGUUGACUGUGUCCAAAGGAUUCUUUGAAGGAUCUAUUGCCAGCAAGGGGAAGGGAGGAGCACUGGCUGCUGACAUUGACAUUGACACUGUUGGUACUGAGGGCUGGGGAGAGGAUGCAGAGCUGCAGCUGGAUGAAGAUGGGUUUGUGGAGGCCACAGAAGGUUUAGGGGAUGAUGCUCUUGGCAAAGGACAGGAAGAAGGAGGUGGCUGGGAUGUAGAAGAAGAUCUGGACCUUCCUCCUGAGCUGGAUGUGCCCACUGGGGCAGGUGGUGGAGCUGAGGAUGGUUUCUUUGUGCCCCCCACCAAGGGAACCAGCCCAACUCAGAUCUGGUGCAAUAACUCUCAGCUUCCAGUGGAUCACAUCCUGGCAGGCUCUUUUGAAACAGCCAUGAGGCUCCUUCAUGACCAGGUUGGGGUAACCCAGUUUGCCCCCUACAAGCAACUAUUUCUACAGACAUAUGCUCGGGGCCGUACCACCUAUCAGGCUCUGCCCUGCCUGCCCUCCAUGUAUGGCUACCCUAAUCGCAAUUGGAAAGAGGCAGGGAUGAAAAAUGGUGUUCCAGCAGUAGGCCUGAAGCUUAAUGACCUUAUCCAGCGUUUGCAGCUGUGCUACCAGCUCACCACAGUUGGCAAGUUUGAGGAGGCUGUGGAAAAAUUCCGCUCCAUUCUCCUCAGUGUGCCACUCCUUGUUGUGGACAAUAAACAGGAGAUUGCAGAGGCCCAGCAGCUCAUCACCAUUUGUCGUGAGUACAUUGUGGGCUUGUCCAUGGAAAUAGAAAGGAAAAAGCUGCCCAAGGAAACUCUAGAACAGCAGAAGCGCAUUUGUGAGAUGGCAGCCUAUUUCACUCACUCAAACCUGCAGCCUGUGCACAUGAUCCUGGUGCUGCGCACAGCCCUCAACCUCUUCUUCAAACUUAAGAACUUCAAGACAGCUGCCACCUUUGCUCGGCGCCUGCUGGAGCUCGGGCCCAAGCCUGAGGUGGCUCAACAGACCCGAAAAAUCCUGUCUGCAUGUGAAAAGAACCCCACAGAUGCCUACCAGCUCAAUUACGACAUGCACAACCCCUUUGACAUCUGUGCUGCAUCUUAUCGGCCCAUCUACCGUGGAAAGCCAGUGGAGAAGUGUCCACUCAGUGGAGCCUGCUAUUCCCCUGAGUUCCACGGUCAAAUCUGCAGGGUCACUACAGUGACAGAGAUUGGCAAGGAUGUGAUUGGUCUAAGGAUCAGUGCUCUGCAGUUUCGCUAGGGCCCCCUUUUCGUGCGUAGGGGAAUAACCAUAUUUUCCUUCCAGAGAAUGUCCCUCUGUCAUUCUUCUAAUGUCCGCCUUCUCCCAACCACCCCUCAGAUUAUCGACAUUUGGCUCUCCCUACCCUAAAGCCUAGCGUCCUUUUCACUUUUAUUAUAGCUAAUCAAAACGUCUCAAGUUGACAUCUUUGCCUAGGAACCCCUCCAUCUUCAGGUGACUACAGUUGUGGUCAUAGUUGGCCUGGUCUUCCCAGCUUAGAUCUUUCAAGGAACAAAUGAAAAUUCAGUGAUGAGCAUUCAUUUAGUAAAUUCAUUCAUUCAAUAUUUAUCCCUCCCCUUCCCACCAUCUUUGUAUCCUGUUUGCCAGAAAGGCGGUGCAAUGUAAUAAGAUACCAUUUUUUACUCAACUCUCCUAAACUCUUAGCCAUCCUUCCAUUUUCCUGGGCAUUGAACUUCCCAAGUAAGUAUCCUCUGUGUGCCUAGAAAUUUAAGAUCUGAGAAGAGAACACUUCAUUUUCCAAAAAUGUCCAUGAUUUUAUGUUGAUUUGUCCUUUACAACCGUUGUUCUCAUAUUUUGUUUCUCACACCAAAUAAAGUAGAUUUCUACAAGAGCUUCUUGUCUUGCCAUUUGUUUCCUGGACACUCUCAGGUUCUACUCACCCCAUGCAGCUGCCUCACUAAAGAAGAUAUCUUUCUUGCAAUAGUUAUUUUA
Molecule: messenger RNA, 3855 nt
Organism: Trichechus manatus latirostris (Florida manatee)
Lineage: Eukaryota; Metazoa; Chordata; Mammalia; Sirenia; Trichechidae
Gene: COPA
Product: COPI coat complex subunit alpha
Exons: 28
Biological process (GO): intra-Golgi vesicle-mediated transport; intracellular protein transport; endoplasmic reticulum to Golgi vesicle-mediated transport
Cellular component (GO): COPI vesicle coat
Molecular function (GO): structural molecule activity; protein binding
Source: RefSeq, a predicted model, not a curated record